This is a messenger RNA of Emiliania huxleyi CCMP1516, 681 nucleotides long. RefSeq lists its product as hypothetical. NCBI's taxonomy places the organism in Eukaryota, Haptophyta, Isochrysidales, Noelaerhabdaceae. The transcript has 5 exons. The coding region runs from base 1 to 681 and encodes 226 amino acids. The record is from RefSeq and is a predicted model, not a curated record.
AUGUGCAAGCGUGGCCUCGUGUGUGUGCUGCUUGCCGCUGCCUCCGCUCUGCCCUCGGACCCAGAGGGCUGGGGACAGCAAGGGCCGGACGACAUUCUUGUUCCGAUCGCGCCCGAAAAGGAGUCGCGCAGCUACGAGAAGGAGUGGUACCCGGGCAAGCACCUCUCGCGACCGGGCUGGUUCCCCGGCAAGGCGGUCGACGAAGAGGUGGUCAAGAUGCUCCCCGACGGAGACCGCGAUGGCACGCCCGACAGUAUUGAUCAAGUACAGCAUCGCGCGUCGCCCGCAGCGAAGCACUUCAUGGAGCACUCGGCGCUCGGCAUGCUCAUUAUUUGUACUUUUGAGGCGGACGAGGCGGUGCCCGGGCCGGUCGCGGCGGCAAAGGAGGCGGUGCUCCCCGCGAGCCGCGAAGUGGUCUGCACUUUGAGCGUGUCAUCAAAGCCAGUUACGUGGCUCUGCGGGCUCCUCGCCGCCGCCCUCGUCCUGGUGCUCUUCUACCCGCCGCGCGCGUACCUCCGCGCGGCAGACGCGGCGCGCUUUAGGACCAACAGUGCGUCCUGCGUCCUGCGUCCAGCUGAAUCGCCCGCCGCAGGCGAGCAGUUCAAGGCUGCGGUGGAGGACGACAGGACGAGGGCACCCCUUCGGCGAGUGUGGCUCGACGAGCUACCGUUCGAGAGGUAG